Messenger RNA from Prunus persica (peach), 2097 nucleotides. RefSeq names its product protein NUCLEAR FUSION DEFECTIVE 4. The transcript is spliced from 3 exons. NCBI's taxonomy places the organism in Eukaryota, Viridiplantae, Streptophyta, Magnoliopsida, Rosales, Rosaceae. Bases 238 to 2025 code for a protein of 595 amino acids. The record is from RefSeq and is a predicted model, not a curated record. Gene Ontology annotation, cellular component: membrane.
UGUCAGUGGUCCACGAUCGGUGACCCAAUCCAGCACAGCCUCUGGUUCGUCAUCAUCACCACCCUAUACCUUCCACAGGAGAGAGCAGUCACUGGUGUUGUAUAUAUCUGCUUGCAUCAUAACCUUCAUAUAAGUAAAACCCAACAAGUUCAAAGGCAAAACCAAAAUUGCCAAAAGUAUAAAUAUAUAUAUUUUUCCAAAUUCCAAUAGCGCAGACCUAAACAGAGAUUGUGGGCAAUGAUGGGUCGGCUGCAGGAGAAGUUCAGGUCCUUCUUCAGCAACAGAUGGCUGGUUUUUGUGGCUGCAAUGUGGGUACAAUCCUGUGCGGGUAUUGGUUACUUGUUUGGGAGCAUAUCACCGGUGAUAAAGAGCUCUAUGGACUACAAUCAGAGGCAGAUUGCUAGGUUGGGUGUGGCUAAGGACCUUGGGGACAGUGUUGGCUUCUUGGCUGGGAGCUUGUGCGAGGUCCUGCCUUUAUGGGCAGCUUUGCUCAUUGGUGCUUUGAUGAAUUUUAUUGGGUAUGGCUGGGUUUGGCUUAUUGUUACUGGUCGAGCUCCUACUCUGUCUUUGUGGGCUAUGUGCGUUCUUAUAUUCGUGGGAACAAAUGGUGAGACCUUCUUCAAUACAGUUGCUCUGGUCUCUUGUGUGCAAAACUUUCCAAAAAGUCGGGGUCCUGUCGUUGGAAUUCUGAAGGGCUUUGCUGGGUUGGGUGGUGCAAUUAUGACUCAGAUAUAUGUGACGAUCCAUUCCCCAGACCAUGCAUCAUUGAUUUUCAUGGUUGCAGUUGGUCCAACAAUGGUGAUUGUUGCUUUAAUGUUUAUUGUCAGACCAGUUGGAGGUCACAGACAAGUCCUGCCAACUGAUGCCAUGAGCUUCACGUUUAUUUAUAGUCUGUGCCUCCUAUUAGCUGCUUAUUUGAUGGGGGUCAUGCUAAUUGAAGAUCUAAUUGAUUUGAACCACACUGUGAUCACUUUAUUUACAGUCAUUUUGUUUGUCCUCAUCCUAAUUCCCGUUGUACUUCCUGUUCAAUUGAGCUUUUUCUCAGAGCCAAGAGCUCUAGAAGAAGAGGCACUCCUACCUGCGCCAGAGAAACAAGAAGCUGGCAAAUCUGAACAAGAUGCUAAUGAGGUAAUAUUCAGUGAGGUGGAAGAUGAGAAGCCUAAGGAAGUAGACUUGCUUCCAGCUUUAGAAAGGCAAAAACGAAUUGCCCAAUUGCAAACAAGACUAUUCCAAGCAGCUGCAGAAGGAGCAGUGAGGGUUAAGAGGAGGAGGGGUCCGCAUAGAGGGGAGGACUUCACCUUGACACAAGCUUUGAUCAAAGCUGACUUUUGGCUUAUUUUUUUCUCACUUCUCUUGGGUUCUGGAUCUGGUUUGACAGUGAUUGAUAACCUGGGUCAGAUGAGCCAAUCUCUAGGGUAUGAUAAUACACAUAUUUUUGUAUCCAUGAUCAGCAUUUGGAACUUUCUUGGUCGGGUUGGUGGCGGUUACUUCUCUGAGAUUGUUGUGAGGGACUACGCUUAUCCAAGACCAGUAGCAAUGGCUGUGGCACAACUCCUUAUGGCAGUUGGGCAUAUCUUCAUUGCUUUUGGAUGGCCUGGAGCAAUGUACAUUGCUACUAUCUUUGUUGGGCUAGGCUAUGGGGCUCAUUGGGCAAUUGUGCCAGCUGCUGCUUCUGAAUUGUUCGGCUUGAAAAAGUUUGGGGCUUUGUACAAUUUCCUCACAAUAGCAAACCCUGCUGGUUCGUUGCUCUUUUCCGGUGUGAUUGCUAGCAGUAUAUAUGACAUGGAAGCAGAGAAGCAAGCUCAUCAGCACCAUCACCUGCAUACCAGUCCAGGAUCAGUUUUCCAAGGCAUGCUUAGACUGGAUGCACCAAAGUGUGAUGGUGCUAUAUGCUUCUUUUUAACUUCUUUAAUUAUGUCCGGAUUAUGCAUUGUUGCAUUUGUUUUAAGCAUGAUAUUGGUACAUCGGACGAAGAUUGUAUAUACCAACCUCUACGGAAAAUCCCGUUCAGCUGGCCCGUCAUAACCAGAGGAUUCCAACUGAAUCAUCCUGUAUUUCCUAAGUUGCCAUUUCAAAAUAGAGUGCAUUUGUUCCAAA